AUGGCGCUCAACGCCGCCGUCUUCGGUUUCGCUGGACAUUCAAUAGUCACUCCUCAUCAAGCAAUCCAGAACAUAUGGUGGACAGACGAGCGGAUCGAGGCCAAAGUCACGCGCGAAUUCGUCGUGUCCAAAUUGCGACCAAGUGAGAGGGACCAACUUUUCCGGCCGAUGUUCAUGGGCAGUGGUCUGACAGAAGAUACAUAUCUGGACUGGGUUUUAACUAGAGCGAAACGCUUAUUCCUUAUUUUAGUUGAAUGUGGCUGUUCGGAUCAGAUCUUCGGCAUCGCGGAAGAUUCAUGGGACGAUGAUGACCUGCCGAUCGCCCUGAGCGAGAUUCCGCGACUUGCACUCUCCAGCAAGGAUGACACGUUAAACAUGCGUUUCUAUCAUACGCAGUUUAGAUUCCUGCUUCGGCCCCUGGAUUUCCAUGGCCAUAUCGACUAUGCGCCCAACGAAGUUGUGCCCAUCGAAUAUGUGCACAAGAUUGCGCCUGCUGCUGCAUUGCAAAAAUGGUCGCGGUUCCACUUGCCGAAGAUGCCAACUUUGAUCUAUGCAAAAAGGAAAGUGAUUCUGGGCGAGAAAGAUGAGAUUGAUGAAGAGUUGAAAGAGAGAUUCCUUGAAGAUGUGCAAAUAAUGCGCACUGUCGAACAUGAACAUAUCGCGCCUGUCCUUGCGACUUGGUGCCACAAAAAUGCAGCGUACAUCAUGACAUCUUUUGUCGGCGAGCACACAUUACGAUCCUUCAUCGAUUUUAGGACACCUGCCUCAAUGCAGAAAGUCUCGAAACAGGAGCGACAGACCAUUCUGCUCGAAUGGAUUCACUGUCUCUCUCAUGCUCUAGCAUACUUGCAUCGGAAACGAAUCGUUCAUACCGCCAUUUGCCCAUCAAAUCUCAUCGUCGACGAGAAUAACAAUAUAGCUUUCGCGGACUUGGGAUUCCUCGACACAUUCCAAAAGGACAAGAGGUUUGAAGCGGAUGAAUUGUUCAACUACGGCUCUCCUGAACAGUUUACCUCAACGACGAGAUUCGACCGAGGAACAAUACGAGCACCGAUCCCAACCAAGCGAUUCUUUCACAAGCGGCGGAAGUCGGAUCAGAGUAAUUCAGGCAGUGAUUCGUCAUCGGAGGCAACUUCAGCUCUCUCAAUGGAUUCGAAAGGAAAUUACAUCGUCAAGAGUCGCUCAAAUUCCCAGGCCACAAUUACACCGAUAACAACUCGGGAUUCCGGUCCGCCACGAUUGAAUAGUCAAGACUUUUCGGUUUCACCAACACUGGAUCUUCCAUUUGAUCAGAUGUCUUUGACCUCGAGCAAGAGCACAGCACCAUCAUCAAUGUCUGGGGAUCCGAAGUCAUCAAAUAACGAACUUGACCAGAAGGCAAGCGAUGUAUACUCUCUCGCUUGUGUUUUUCUUGAUAUAAUAUCCUUCAUGCUCAAGCGCAAGCCCAACGAAUUCUUUAAGUAUCGUGCAACGAAGGUGAAAAAUCCUGGAGGCAAAGGCACUCACAUGGACGCUUCAUUUCAUAACAACCCGCAGAAGGUUCAGGCAUGGAUGGAGAUCCUUGAAAACGACCUUCCUAUCAAGCAAGAUAGGACGCUAUUCGCGCUCCCGCCAUUGUUCCGACUUAUCAAGGAAAUGCUAAACUCAGAAGCUCAACGCCGGCCUCCUGCUGCUGAGGUUCAAAGCCGUGUCUUUGACGCUCUCUACAACUACGGCGGCCUGCAAAAUCUACACUGCAAUAACUACGACCAACGACCUGCUUCGACUCUAUCCUUGACACGUACUUCAACCAGCGGCGGGUCAUCGCGGAGCUCAGAGCCGCGACUCGCAUCCUACCCUGAGAUUGCUUCUUUGUUACCCCCCGCUUUGCCUCCGAAGUCACCACGACGCCCGCAGACGUCGAGUUCGACCUCGUCCUCGAGAUACGUGGAGACAAAAGCUGGGACCAAUACGCCUAAUGUGCCACCUAUACCACCAUUGCCAACGCGAAAUGCUUCCCUGACGGAGAUGAGGCGUUUGGCGUAUCUCAGAGAAAAAGGCGUUUCCAUGUGACCUAUUCUUGAGAAAGGAAUUGGGAAUGGGGGCUUCAAAGCCAUCAAUUUUGGCGAGAAGAAUUUCAUUUUUGCGAUAAAGAAGACUACGUUUUUCUUUCUUGGGAUAUGACUCGAAUGUAGUAGGGGUGUGUUAUUUGGUUCUACUAUCGAGAUACCACUUUUCGUUUGGAGAAUAUUUUGUACGAAAAUAACAAAUGUGCAC
Molecule: messenger RNA, 2256 nt
Organism: Verruconis gallopava
Lineage: Eukaryota; Fungi; Ascomycota; Dothideomycetes; Venturiales; Sympoventuriaceae
Exons: 1
Coding region: 1-2052 (683 amino acids)
Biological process (GO): protein phosphorylation
Cellular component (GO): cytoplasm
Molecular function (GO): ATP binding; protein serine/threonine kinase activity
Source: RefSeq, a predicted model, not a curated record